This is a messenger RNA of Closterium sp. NIES-65, 552 nucleotides long. The record is from the annotation of a GenBank genome assembly. Lineage: Eukaryota; Viridiplantae; Streptophyta; Zygnematophyceae; Desmidiales; Closteriaceae.
AUGUACGUGGACGUGGACAUGGACGUGGACAUGUACGUGGACGUCGACGUGGAAGUGGACGUGGACGUGGAGAACUUGGACGUGGACAUGGACGUGGACAUGGACGUGGACGUGGAUGUGGACGAAGACAUGGUCGUGGAUGUGGACGUGGACGUGGACGUGGACGUGGACGUGGACAUGGACUUAGACGUGGACGUGGACGUGGACGUGGACGUGGACGUGGUCGUGGACGUGGACGUGGUCGUGGACAUGGACGUGGACGUGGACAUGGACAUGGACGUGGACGUGGACGUAGACAUGGACGUUGACCUGGACGUGGACGAGGACGUGGACGUGGACAUGGACGUGGACGUGGACGUAGACAGGGACAUGGACUUGGACAUGGACGUGGACGUGGACAUGGACGUGGACGUGGACAUGGACAUGGACAUGGACGUGGACGUCAACGUGGACGUGGACAUAGACGUGGACGUGGACGUGGACAUGGAUAUGGACACUUCCGAUACUGACCGACCUGGCCAAUGCACCAUUUUCUCUAUACAUGUGCAUUGA